ACAAGAAGGGGAAUAAUAGCGAGUUAAACACCUCGAUUGCAAAUCCUCCUUGUUAUCCGCCUGGUUCAUUGUAGGAAUUAGGCUAUAGGAUCUCAGGUUAAACAUCCUCGGGCGCUGUCUGUUUGUUUAAAUCGAGUAAAAAGUGAAAUGGUUUUAGAGUUUCAAAUCAAACUAAAUCAUUAGCCCUGAAAUCCGUGACAUCAUCUCACACUCGAACAGGUAAUACAAAUUUAAUGGGUCGGAGUUUGUUUAGGAAUAAGGGAACUUCAAGAAAAAUGGCGACUACUCGAUAUUUGAUUGUGUUAAGAUGACUUAAAAACCAACAUGAAUGGUGUAUUGUACACGGUUUUCACCGUUUGGGCUGUUGCAGCUUUAGAUGUCAGACUUUUACGCCAAACUAAAGCUUACGGUUCAAGUCAAAACACUUUGCCAUAUGCAUAUGGCCGGCAGAAAAGGGGCAUCAAAGAUCAAAGUACUGCAAAUUCGAGGGAUCAUUUCAGGAGCAAUGAAAUGACGUUUGAUUCAAAUCAAUUGUUGAACAAAAAUGCCUUCUCAUCAAAUUCGCCUGAGAGGGAUGUUAGACAGGUAUUAGAAGACGGAGAUUUAAAAAGGAGGAGCAAAACAGACCACCCACAAAAAACCAAGAGGAUUAGGGUAGUGAAACUAAGAAGAUAUAAAAAGCAAUUAAAAAGAUACACACGGACAAAAUCUCCAGGAACAAAUAGAAAUAAGCAAAAGCACGAAAUAGUACGAAAUAAGCUGCGAAGCAGCAAAAGAUUCGAUGACCGGGUGUCAAAACGUAAAAUUAACGAAAAAGAAAUGCUCGGUAUUCCAUCGCAACAUCAACGAAAUAAGACAGUUCACCCAGAAGCCGUAACAAAUGAAGAUUCUGGAAAAAGAUACAAGAAACAAGGGAUUCCCAUGGCUGCAUUUGCUCGAGGAGGGGAGACAGGUAGACCAAAACACGGUCCAAAGUCGCACAGACCAAACUUUUUAAUGCCUCCUUUGGAUAAAUUAUUCUCAGGAAAGCCAGAAAAUCGUUACAUAGGUGCGCCUAUUCAUCGAUAUCUAUCUAAGCCCAUAGACAUUGGAAGUCUUGAGCCCAAUGGAGGAAACGUCCGACAUUUUGGACCUAAUCCAUGUUUCCGGAUAAAUAACGCGGGGCCAUGUAUUGAGGGGCCUAUCGGUCAGUUAAUAGAUGGACACCCGCAUCAUAUCCACGAAGGAGGACCCGAGGCGCAUAUUGGAAUGGGUGGAAAUUUGGGGGAGGUGACAAACCUGGGAGGGGCGAUGCAAGGAGGAUUCGGAGUCGGGGGCGGAGCAAUAGCCGGAGGGGUGACCGGGACAGCAGACGCUUUUGGGGUAGGUGGUAGUCCCCCGAAGUUUGACGAUCUAGACAGUUAUUCCAAUAACCGAUUUGGUGCACCAAAGAUAAUGGACGGAGGGGGAGGUGGAAUGUCUUUCUCAAACAUGAUGGCCGUAGACGCACCUGUACACCACGUGGAUAGGGUUCCGUUUCCGGUUAUGGUUAACAGGCCUGUGCAUCAUACCGAGAGGAUUCCAUUUCCGGUUCCGUUCGUUGUGAAUAGACCAAUCCACCAUACAGUUCAGGUCCCUUAUCCAGUCCCCGUGCGAGGGCCAUCGCGAUUAGUGAUCAUCAACCGCCCCGUCCCCAUGCCUUCAAGGCCCGUCCCAGUGCCAGUCAUGGUGCCCGGGCCCCCUCGCAUAAUGGAGUACCACCAUCUGAAUAAUAUCAUCGUAAACAGCCCAUGCGAGGUUAGCCCAUGUCGGAACGGUGGCACAUGUUCAGCGGUUGGCAACGAGUAUCGCUGUGUAUGCGCACUAGGAUACAAAGGAGACAGAUGCGACAUUCAAAGCAAGUGCUUCCCGAAUCCGUGUAAGAAUUUCGCCACGUGUACUGAACACCCCAAUGACUACGAAUGCACAUGCCACCCAGGGUUCCACGGGAAAAACUGCGAUGAGGAAAGCAAGUGCGAGCCGAACCCGUGCCGGAAUGGUGCGGUGUGCACGGAGACAAGGGAGAAGUACAUCUGCUCCUGCACCUACGGAUUCAUGGGAAAGAACUGCGAGCAGGAAUCAAAAUGCCAUCCCGUUAACCCGUGUCAAAACAAUGGCGUCUGCAAAGAAGAUCUUGAUAGCUACAGAUGCGAAUGCAACGACAACUACGGGGGCAUCAACUGCGAAGCACGGCUGAAUAACAACGCUUGCCAGAGCAGUCCAUGUCUUAAUGGUGGUACGUGCUCUGUAGACCCUGUGAAGGAGUCUGAAUACACGUGUAUCUGUCCGAAUGGAUUCUCAGGGCAAACGUGCCAAGACACCGCCUCGUCGAAGAAUGAGUACUAUAAGGAAGUAUUUUUGUCAAGCCCCGGGAGCCAGCCUUGUGACCCUAACCCGUGCUUGUACGGCGGACGAUGCAUCCCCGCAGGGUACAGAUACGUGUGUAUUUGCCCCGAUGAUAGAAACGGACGGCAUUGCGAAGUUCUAUUAUCGCGGAUUUGUGACAGAUGUUCUCGCCAUGCUCUGUGCGUGGAUGAUAAAUGUGUUUGCCGGCCUGGAUUCAGUGGAAAUGGUUUUCACUGUAGAAGAAAGAAAGUCCAUUGUCAUCCCAACCCGUGCGAGAACGGUGGCACGUGCCAUGAGCAAAAUCACAUGUACUCCACGGAUUCAGACUGGUGGUGUGAGUGCAACAAGGGCUACACGGGCCAGACUUGUACGCAAUACGACCCAUGCACUGGCUUUAAUUGUCAUAACGGUGGGCGCUGCCAGUCAAGCGGAGGCAUUCCCACGUGCACGUGCAUCGCGCCUUACACCGGAGCAACAUGCGAAUUGGACAACCCAUGUCUCCCUAUGGGUGGAAAGUCACGUGAUCCGUGUCAAAAUGGAGGAACUUGCCAGUUUAUCAACAACCAAGUGGUUUGCCUGUGUCCGAAACAAUACGAUGGGACCGACUGCAGUAAAAACAAGUGCGAUCGAUGUGACCCCAAUGCCUCGUGUUAUGAUGGCUCAUGCAGGUGCAGGCCCCAGUGGACCGGUGAUGGGUAUACGUGCACUAAGCUUAUAUCUGCAAAUCCCCCAAGCUAUAGCCCGACGGUACCGGUUACGUACUGUGUGCCAAACCCAUGUGAAAACGGUGCCACGUGCAUCGAGGGCAAGACUACUUUCUACUGCAUCUGCACAGAGGACUUCUACGGAAGGACAUGCGCAUCGCGUAGGAGUGUCAAGGUCGUCUACAAGUACAAAGAACACGAAGACAGCUACCGUCACCACCUGUGUCACCCUAACCCAUGUCUGCACGGAGGAAUAUGCAAAGAAAUCUCUGGCAACGACUAUGAAUGCAUCUGCGCCAACCCUAGAUACAAGGGACGAUUCUGUGACGUUGACCUGUGCUCGGAGUGUGACGCGCAUGCGCGCUGUAUCCACGGCAAGUGUUACUGCCGGGAGGGAUACGAAGGAGAUGGAUACUCGUGUACCAAGAUACCAACAGACGAGUGUAAGGGCGGCUGUCCAUUAUACGCCACGUGCGAGAGUAACGUCUGCGUUUGUCAGCCCGGUACCACGGCCUGUUGUCAACCUGUGACCACACCCUGUAGCAGCACCUGCCCGGCGGGAAAACGGGUCUGCAUACCAGCUCUGCCCCCUUCACCAAUGUUUGGUCAUACGAAAGCUCUAUCUCCUUUCAUCGCCAAAGAUGCGAAAGCCAUAACUAAAGCCCUAGUUCUACCAACAUCCAAGGCAGCAAACGGACAGCUGCAAUACUCCUCAAGGUACAAGCCACCGAUUACAUCCGGGCUUCUCCCCCCAACUAAGGCGCAAGAGUGGUCGGAGGAUAUCAUCGUGACGGAGUACCAAAGCUUGGGGUGUUGGGCCGACACACCGAACUGGCGAAAUCCCCACAGCCGCGCACUCAUCUCUCUAGAAGGACUGGACGCUAAGAUUAUGGAUGACUAUCACAGAAGAAAGCAGCCAAUUAGCAAGUGCGCCGAAAUUGCGCGGGAUCUAGGUUAUAAGAUUUUUGCUAUUCAAAAUGGCGGUCAGUGUUUUAGUGGCGCGCGCGAUUACAGAAAGUACGGACCAUCGGAGUUGUGUAAAAACGGAGUCGGAGGAAACUUGGCUAAUGAUGUAUACAAGUUAUAGUAAACUACAGAACGUAUGGGACAGUGUAAAAAUAUAGGUGGAAGUUUUGCCAAUGAUGUAUACAAGUUAUAGAAAAUUAGUCUAAAAGGAUGGAGUCCGCUACUUCCUAGUGAGGAAAUUAUCAUCGGUUGCUGUGCUUGGUGAAAUCAGCAGGUUGUCAAUAAAUGGCAUUUGGAGGUGAAAAAAUCAAAAAUGCAAUGACACAGUUGCAAUUCCAAAUAGCUGUGCCAGGUGGAUUUAAGUCAAAAGCCGCUAUUUAAUUCAAACGUUGACAUUUUCGCGCGCAUACCGAAAUUACUCGAAAAGCGCUUACCUCAAAUAGCGCAUCCCCCGAGUAAGCGCAUCGUCUAUGAGGAAAAAUAUGAAUAAGCACCUCCCCCGAAUUCUCUAACUACAUUCUAGCAUUGAAUAGAACGGAUUCUGAAAUAAGGGCCUUACGUAUAAGCGCCUUUCCGCAUAAUCGCCUUCCCGUAUAAGCGCCUUUCCGUAUAAAGGCCUUCCUUAUAAUCGCCUUUCCGUAUAAGCACCUUCCCGUUUAAUCGCCUUUUCGUAUAAGCCCCUUCACGUAUAAUCGCCUUUUUUAUAAGCGCCUUUCCAUAUAAUCGCCUUUCCGUAUAAGCGCCUUCCCGUUUAAUCGUUAUUGUAUAAGCCCCUUUCCGCAUAAGCGCUUUGCAUGGGACAUGAAUAAUUAUUAAAAACGCCCCGGCGCUUAUUCGAGUAAUUACGGUGACGCUAAACCCAGCCUAUUUACCACAAGCAAAAUGAGGGUAAUUGAACGUGCCUAUUUACCACAAGCAAAAUGGGGGUUAUUGAAAGUGCCUAUUAACCACAAGCAGAAUGAGGGUUAUUGAACGUGCCUAUUUACCACAAGCAAAAUGAGGGUUAUUGAACGUGCCUAUUUACCACAAGCAAAAUGAGGGUUAUUGAACGUGAUGUUGUCGGUGAUGAUCUAAUGUAGGCAUGAUUUAGAUCACUGAAAAUGUUUACACGCGAAUAUAUUUUUGGAAUCCAAUAGAUGAACAUUUAUAAAUGAUUGUCAGUUUUUAUCUCUAAAGUAGUAUAAAGUUCUGGUAUUACCGUACUUUUCUAUUGUGCAUGUCCAAAUCGCCCCAACUCCCAUGAUUCCCUAGUACUUUUGCAGUAACUUUCGCCGGCCGCCUCAUUGCCUGAUUAGCUCGCUAGUGGCAAACAAAUUAGUUAAAGUUUUUUUUAAGUUAUAAGAAGUCACUUAACAUAACAAGGCUGGUGUGUGGCGCCCAUUUUCAAGCCAUGAUGAGCUUGAAAAAAUCUCCAGGUCAGCUCCAGGAUUAAUAGGCUUCAAAGACAAUGGGACAGCGUGUGGUCUUUUGAAACAUACUGUAUAUUUCGGAAUAAAGAGAGUGUCAUAGUCUACAAA
Messenger RNA from Nematostella vectensis (starlet sea anemone), 5551 nucleotides. Its product is annotated as neurogenic locus notch homolog protein 1-like. The record is from RefSeq and is a predicted model, not a curated record. The transcript has 23 exons. NCBI's taxonomy places the organism in Eukaryota, Metazoa, Cnidaria, Anthozoa, Actiniaria, Edwardsiidae. Gene Ontology annotation, biological process: establishment or maintenance of epithelial cell apical/basal polarity; heterophilic cell-cell adhesion. Bases 325 to 4155 code for a protein of 1276 amino acids. Gene Ontology annotation, molecular function: calcium ion binding. Gene Ontology annotation, cellular component: plasma membrane; protein-containing complex.